Molecule: messenger RNA, 3411 nt
Organism: Acanthochromis polyacanthus (spiny chromis)
Lineage: Eukaryota; Metazoa; Chordata; Actinopteri; Pomacentridae
Product: nuclear GTPase SLIP-GC-like
Exons: 23
Coding region: 456-2741 (761 amino acids)
Molecular function (GO): protein binding; GTPase activity
Source: RefSeq, a predicted model, not a curated record
GUGUGUUGCCAUAAAUCUGAAGCGACAAGUAUAAAAUCGGUCAGUAGAAAUAUCUAUAAAAUCUCUCUAAAUGGCGUAACUACUACGAAUAAAAUAUAACAGCGACUGUUCAGAGUUAUCAGAGUUAUUUCAGAACGUCUGUCUGCUGCCUCCUGAUGUCUCCUCCUCUCUGGGAGGAACGAGACGGGAAGAGGACGAACAAACGGAGAAAUAACGGAGGCGGGAAGAAGUCACAAGUUAACAACGUGUGGAAACGAAACCUAACUCUAAGACCAGAUGGAUGUCCAGUCUCUGAUGCUCUGAGGACUUGUGGAUGCUGGAGGAGGCUGGUAGUCCAGAACGACAAAGCUGUCCUCUGGGUCUCUGAUGGUCUGUGUCUCUACUGACGUCGCCCUCCUGAACUCCUCACCUGCUCUGGUCUGCGUUACCUUCAAUAUCAGUUCCUGUUCUUGGUCAUGGAUGACUUUGUUUGUAACAAACUGACUGAAUGGGGUCUUAGUGAGCUCAUUGAUAGAUUUAAAGAUCAUAGCAUGGACAAGGAAAGUCUGUAUGAUCUCGAUGAUCAAGACAUUAAAGACUUGAUCCCAGCAGUGGGACCAAGAGCAAAAUUCAAGAAGAGACUGAAGCAGUUAAAGGAAGAACAAAACUCAGAUCAGGAAGCAGAUUAUGCUGUUUCAGUUUUGCCAUCAACAAGUGAUAAAGAAGCAAGAAUACUGUCUGAUGUGAAAGACAUCAUGGGAUCAGUCCUGAAGAAACUGCAUCACCAAGACAACACAAACCUCAAUAAUUUCCUGAGGACUAAAAUCCAUGAUUUGCAGACAGACAAGAGGGAACUGAUCGGUGUCUUUGGUAAAACUGGGGCUGGAAAAAGCUCUUUGAUAAAUGCCAUCCUUGGAAAGAAGAAUCUGUUGCCCUCUGGAGAGAUUAUUGCCUGUACCUCAGUCAUGAUUAAAGUGGAGGCAAACACGCGCAACUCAAAGUACGAAGCAGACAUCGAGUUCAUUACAACCGAGGAGUGGAAAGAUGAAAUUUGGACAAUGAAGCAGUUUCUUAGGAAUGCAGAUGAAGAACAGAGAGAUGAUGAAGAUCAUCGUGACUUUGUUGAAAAGCUGUCUGCAGUGUACGGAGAAGAGUGGAAACGCAAAUCUCCAGACAACCUGCUGGACAUCAAAUAUUUCAGUGAAAUUAAAGAAAUUUUCCAAUCCCAGAGAAAGACUUUGACAUGUGGAUCAGCCAAAGAGCUAUCUGCACGAUUAGUCAAAUACACAAGAAGUGUCUCCAGACAUGGAGAAGUAACGAGGUAUUAUUGGCCACUGGUGAAGUGUGUGACUGUCAGGGUGCCAAACAAUGAUCUUCUCCAACACGUCACACUGGUGGACCUUCCUGGAAGUGGAGACUGGAACAAGAGCAGAGCUAAAAUGUGGAAAAGGAUUGUUGGAGAUUGCUCUACUGUGUGGAUAGUGACUGAAAUCAAUCGAGCAGCAGCAGAAGAAGAACCCUGGGAGAUCUUGAUGAGUACCUGCAGCCUCAUGGGAAACAGUGGCCAGUGUCAGCGAAUUCACUUUAUCUGCACCAAGUCUGAUUAUAUUGAAGAUCCAGAUGAUGAUGCAGAUGUUCGCGCUCACAUCGUUCAAAGAAACGUGACAGCCAAGGAAGAAGUGAUCAAAAGAUAUGGCAGUCUAAACCAGGUUAAGAAACACUUCAGGGAUGACUGCUUCAAAGUGUUCACAGUGAGCUCCACAGAGUUCCUGAAACAAAAACGCCUAAAUCCAGAGGACACCGAAAUACCCAAACUUCAGGAUUUUUUGAAGGAUCUCAACAACUGUCACUCAGAGACAUUAAACUAUGUGACUGGAGCUUAUGGGAUUCUCUGUUUGAUGCAUGGAGCCAACUCUACAGAAGGGACUGAAAAGAAAGCAGAUGUUUGUGCAGAACUUGAAAAGAAUCUAAACCAUCAACUUGGUCAAGUCAAAAAAGCAGUGGAAGACGCUCACAAGGCUUUUGAAACACGCCUGAUUGAGGGGGUGGAAAAAUCCCAAAGUUCAUGUGAAAGAUCCAUGAACUCCUUAGAUCGCACUGCCUAUGGGACAUUGAAGUGUGUAGUUCAGAAAGAUGGCGUCCACAAAACAACAAAAGGAAAACAAAUAAACCUCAAUGUGAAGUUAGCUUCAUGCCUGACAGACAGCAUCGAUGAGGAGUUCAGGAAGACCUUCCCAAAUGAAGAAAAAUGUGGCUCAUUCAACGGCGUCAUCAGUUCGUUUUCCCUGGACACAGAGAGGCUACUUAAGGAGAACCAAAGUCUCAAACUGCAGCUGAUAUUUCUCAAGAUGGAGGAAGAACAAAUCAAGACAAAACUCAAUAAGAUCAUCCGUGAGCGCAAGAAAACCAUCUACAACAGUCUGACAGAGACAAUAGAGGAAAGAAUGCUGGACUGCUACAAAAGAGCAGCAGAAUUUAGUGGACCAGACUCACUGAAAUACAUGAGAGACAUUCUUUUAGAACAUGUACGAGUCUCCAAGGACAUGAUGUUUGAGGAGGCUAAAGCUGCCAUGUUGAAGCUGCUGAAUGACCUGAAGGAGGAGAUCCUGAAGAUACUGCAGGAAACCAUGAGGGAAUCCACUGAGCUCUCACUGAAGACAGAUGACAACUCAAUCCCAGAUGUUCCAACUGAACUUGAGAUGGUGAAGAGAUACUUCCAUGAACUGAAACGCAGCUCAAAAGAACUGGAAUGUACUUUUUAGGUAAAACCUUGAAUCUUCCAUCAGUGCACAGAAACAUCAGAGGCCUGGUCAUCCACUGAACAUCUCUGAGGAUCACUGACUCAACACAGGACACUCUGGAUUUGGUCUCAACCAGUUUUAUUAAGUUGGUUUCUAUGUACUCUUUGAUGCUUUGGUUUGAUUUGCUCUUUGACUUUAUUUUUAUGAAUUUUGUGCUGAUAGUUUUGAGUUUUUUUUGAAUUUUUUUUCUUUUAUUGAUUCCAGUCCAGAGGCAGCAUAAUAAAUAGAGAGAUAUGAAAUACAAAGAGCCCUGGUUGGAUUUGGACCAGCAAUGUUGUAGUUUUCAUCAUAAAGGUGCAAACCACAAAAAAAAGAUUUUAAGGAUUGAACUGUUCUUUUCUUGUUUUCCAAUACUGUGUUUGCAUGUUUUCUGAGUUUAGUGUGGGUUCAUUGGGAUAGGAGCAUUGCAGCUUCAGGGAUUAGAUCAAUGUGUGUCAUUUUAACCUUGAACCUUGAAUACAGCUCAAACUGCAGGUUUGAUUUAACACAGAUUUUAGGCUUUUAAAAGAAUGACCUGAAUGUUUUUCCUCUAACAAAUAUUCACUUAAUGGGAGAUCAUGUUGGAGCUCACAUUGGAAAUGCAGAGAAACAGAUGAAAGUAAUAAAGCAGCAGCUUCUUUUUGGAAAUGAA